Messenger RNA from Cylindrotheca closterium, 4434 nucleotides. Lineage: Eukaryota; Bacillariophyta; Bacillariophyceae; Bacillariales; Bacillariaceae. The record is from the annotation of a GenBank genome assembly.
AUGAACGAAACCAAGCAACACGAGCUGACUGCAUUAGUGGAAUGGAUAAGAACCUUCCCUCAGCUCGAUCAUCUACAAAAUGAUAAGGAGAAUAGCAACACAUCGGAACUACUUGCAGAUCCUCAGAUUACAAGUUCUAUAUUUGAUAUUGCCCUAGAGGUUUAUGGUUGUGACGGGGAUGAAACAAUCAUGACUCACUCUUCCGAGAUUUGGGACAAUAUCUUAUCCCUUUCACGAAAGACAAGCAAAAGGAGGAUUUUGGACGGAACUCAUUCGGAAGAAUGGGGAGUAGACGCAAGAUAUGACGCACUUACGAGCUUGCUACAUGGGGCAAUCUCUCACCCAGACAUUAAAGUACGAGGAGAAUACGUUGGGAGAAUCACCAGUAUGCCGGACCAUGAUACUCAAAAAUCUCUAAUGGACAUGAUUGCACGUCAAAAGCAAGAGAUUGAGGGAAAUAGACGAGAGAAACGGAUCAAGAGAUCACAUGCGGUGGACGAAGAAUCUAGCACUCCUGAUAGACGGAUUUUAAAGCCUCGUGCUUCAAGCUCACGGAAGCCACAGCGUAGCCCUUUAACUCCAAAAACAUCCCGUUCAAGACCCCUUGAGGAGUCAGAUGAAAGUGUGGGGCGUUCCCUUUUUACCACACCACAACGAGCUAGCACUAGUGAUCUCUGUAGUGUGUUGAAAGCGGAGCGCAAAACGCCUAGCUUUUUGUCUCCAGGCCUUGGAGACACAGCGGAAUACGAAAAAGAAGUCCAGGGUUUGCGUGAGCAAAACGACGAGCUCUUGUCAACGCUUGAAAGGUACAAGCGGAACGAGGAGGACGCGAAAUCGAGGUAUGAAGAAAUGGAGUCCAAGUAUCGACAAGAAAUGAUGAAGAUUGAAGCCGCUUCUUGUCAUCGAAAUGAAGAGAUACAAGGAGAACUGCAAGGAAAGAUCAGAAGGCUCGAGAAUGACCUCAGCGAUAUGGUGCAACAAUUGGAAGCAAGUGAAGAAGCAAAAGCUGAGCUGGACACCAUGAAGGAUGAAUUGGAGCUCAUGAAGCAUACCAAAAGUCUGUUGGACGACACUACGGAAAGACUGAAUAAUUACAAGGAAAAGUUGACUCAACUCACGGACAUUAAGGACGCCUUGGAAAAAGAGGAAGAGGCUCACAGUAGAUCAGUUGACGAGAACAUUCGCCUGAAAAACGAAAUUAGUUCUCUCCACGUGAUGAAGCGCAGCCUAGAUGACUACAAGUCCAGGGCGGUGGAAGCAGAGGUCCGAUUCACGGAGGUUCAUGAUGAGCUGACGAAACUAAGGAAGCAACUUCAUGACACGACAAACGACAGUGAGAAUCUACAGACACUGAUGCAGUCACAAAAAGAACAGAUUGAUGAUCUUCAUCGACAGAUCAAGCACGAGGGAAAAUCCGAAAGUUCUGGAAGCCAACUUGGAAGUGGUGUUAGUGAACUCAAUCCAGAAAUAAACGAAGAGUUACUCAGGCUUCGAAACGAGAAUGCUCAGCUCAGAGCCUUUGCCAACAAAAGAGAAGAUGACGCUGUUGCAAAAAUGGAGCUUAAUGUGGAGGACAACAAACGUCUCGCGGAGAGAUACAAGAGCCAGUUCUUAUCCACAAAGGGUAGGCUUGAGACCACCCAGGCCGAUUUGGAGCAGUCCAUUUCUCGAGAGCAAAAGUUGCAGUGUGACUAUGCAACAGUAACUGAAGACUCCAAUCGCAUGCAACUGCAGCUACAGGAUACAAAUCUCGAGUUGGCUAACAUUCGUCAGAAUCUGGACGAGUCUAGAACAAGGGAAUCGAUGUUGGAAGAGGAGUUGUCUUCUUGGGUCGACCAAGCGCGUACGCUCCAAGAGCAGACCGAUGAAAUGACGAACCGCUUUCAUAGCUGUAACGAAAAUCUGGAUAACGCAAAAGUGCAAGAAGCGGUACUCAGGGAUAAAAUUGCAGGCUUGGAACGAAAUAUUGAGCAAUGCAACCAGGAGGCAUCGUAUUUGUCGCAACAAUUUGAAGACCAAAAAAGGGAGCUACACGAUUCAAAUGAAAGCUGUGAGGAGUUAUCCCAGGAGCUUUCAGAAUGGGCUGAAAAAGCCAAGUCUGCGAGUGAUCUGGCGAAUGAGAUAUCCGACAGUCUUGCUGUUUGCGCCAGCGAGCUUCAACAGGCUAGGGUCAAAAAUAUUACCAUACAACGCGAGCUAGAUACUGCUUCUAAAGAUGCUCAUGCAAAACGAUUGGAACUCAAAGAGACACAACAUAGACUGAGUGAGGUCUAUGGCGACUUGAAACAAAAAGAAACAUUCAUUGAUUCUGCCAAGGAAAGAGAGGAACGACUAAUAACGGAUUUACACAGUGCAAACCAACGGCUUGAUGGCACGGUCCUCUUGGUAGAAGAGAAGACAGCAGCAAUCGCAGAGCUAGAAGAUAAGUUGGAGGAGGCCCUUGCACAAAAUAAGCGGUUGCUUGCAAGGGAAGAGACCUCGACAGUGGAACUAAAGGACCUCCGAGAGACUACACAUAAAAUGAAAGAGCAGAUUGCUCGCAUGCAGCACAAAGCAGACACUUGUGAUAAGGGAAAAAGCGAGGCACUGAGCGCACUCAAAAAAUCUGAAGAAGAGAUACGUUCGCUGGAUUUGAUUAUUACGGAAACAAAGAGGGAAUUGGAGGAAUCACAGUCAAACGGAGCGGCGUACUUGCAGCAGACCCAUACGCUAGAAUCCGAAUUGGUUGAAACUCGUGAUAAUCUUCUGAAGGCUACAGAUCAAUUGGCUGAGUUGAGUAAAGCAAAAACCGAGGUAAACGAAAAAUUAAAUGAAGCCCAUGGAACCAUCAGCGAUCUAAAGGAGAAGCUGAGCGAGGAAGUAAGGGCGAGAGCAGCAGCUAAAGAAGAGAUAGCACUUUUGCGGGUUUCAACCUCCGAAAGAGAAGCUGAUUUGAAUGAGUCAAUAGAGGAAAUGCGCACCAAAUGGCAGAAAGAAAUUCAAAUCGCCAAUGGGUGUAAGCACGAAAUUGAUUGCUUGAAUGAAGCUCUCGACGAAAGUCAGAGCGCAUUAAGCGCAGCCCAGCAUCGUGAGAACAUGCUUCACCACAAGAUUAGAGUAUUGGAGGACAGAGAGAGUGAGCUGACAGCUUCAAUCGAAGCAACACGCGAAAGUGCAAACAAACAAGUCCUCGAAGCCACGAAGUCUUUUGAAGCUACUCGCCAGGUACUUAAUUCAAAGGCUACAAAAGAUGUUGAAGACUUGCAAAACAGGAUGAACUUGCUUCUAGAUGAGGAAAGAAGAGGAAAACGGCAGAUCGAGUCGGAAAACAAGGAGAAAUUGAAGCAACAAAAAGAAAAAAUGGAAAGAGAGCUUGCCAAUGCUAAAGAUAAAGCGGCGAGUACGAUAGAAAGGACGCAAACUGAAGCUCGUCUGCGUUGUCAGCAAAUGCAAAAAGAGCACGAGGAAACUGUCUUGAAAAUGAAGGAAGAUGCGAACCAGGAAAGUACACAACUGGUUCGAAAAGGCAAGGGCAUGAUCAAAGAACUUAAGACCAAGCAGCUCGAAGAGAGAGGAAAACUAGAAAAUCAAAUCAGGAUGCUGGAAGAACGAUGCAACUUACUUUCGAAUGAAAUGGAAACAACAACUAGCAACUGUAAUUCAAAAGUUCGAGAGUAUCGGAAGAAGCUACAGUUCGCCUCUGGAAAGAUAACUCAGUUGACAACGGAGAGUGAUGACUUGGAAGGGCAGAUAGAGGCACUUUCGCGUGAAUUAUCGAAAUUACGAGAGGAGAAUGAUAGGUAUCGUCGUCAGUUGGGUGGGCGAUUCGGUGCCGAAUCGAAUGCACAGAACGAGAUGCUACGGAAGGAGCUAAAAGGUGCUUGUGAUGAGAUUCGCGAACUUAAACGUCAGCAGGGGGCAUCACGCCCAUCUCAAACGAACCAUGGAUUCAACGAAACUCAUCAGAACUACAACAGAGACCUUGCCAGUCAAUCUACCAUCAGCCAGCUUCGAAGUGAGUACGAGGAAACUAUUGAGGCCUUAAAUGAUGAAAAGCGUGAACUCGUGAUGAAACAUUCAGCUUCGAUUACAGAUGUUCAGAAAGCAGAAAUGCGAGCUUGGGAAACCGAGCAAGACAACGCUACUCUAAAGGAGGAACUCGUCUCACUGCGAUUGCAAAUUGAGCGCAUUGAGAAAACCUACUCGGAAGACAAGCUAAAAGUCAACAGCCCUGAACUCACAAGCGAGGGACAUGCGGCUACACCCGUAGCAGAGAGUGGCCCAAUUCUCAACACCAGUGUGCAAAAUAUUCAUAAGCAGGAUGAGAGAGAAGAAGAUUCAAAUAUUACAAACGCCGAUUUAUCUUCGACAUCUCCUGAACUCCCUAUGGUAUUUCAGCACCAUGGAACUGGGGGACGAAACGAAGAACACCCACCAGAGUGUACACAGAGCUAG